This is a messenger RNA of Sorghum bicolor (sorghum), 1118 nucleotides long. RefSeq names its product bidirectional sugar transporter SWEET4. NCBI's taxonomy places the organism in Eukaryota, Viridiplantae, Streptophyta, Magnoliopsida, Poales, Poaceae. The record is from RefSeq and is a predicted model, not a curated record. Gene Ontology annotation, biological process: carbohydrate transport. The transcript is spliced from 5 exons. Bases 133 to 891 code for a protein of 252 amino acids. Gene Ontology annotation, molecular function: sugar transmembrane transporter activity. Gene Ontology annotation, cellular component: membrane.
CUAGCUUGUUCCUGUGUCACUCGGCAGGAGCACUACAUUUCUCUACCUAGCUUUGCCAGUCGACGACGACCGGCCGGCUAUCUCUCCGAUCAGUCGGCCAAAUCAAAGCAAAGCUCGCUAGCGCCACCGACCAUGGUCUCCAAGGAUACCAUCCGUACGGCUAUCGGCGUCAUCGGCAAUGGGACCGCCCUUGUGCUCUUCCUCUCCCCGGUGCCCACCUUCGUCGGCAUCUGGAAGAAGCGUGCAGUGGAGCAGUACUCGCCGAUCCCGUACGUGGCGACGCUGCUUAACUGCAUGAUGUGGGUGGUGUACGGCUUGCCGGUGGUGCACCCGCACAGCAUGCUGGUGGUCACCAUCAACGGCACCGGCAUGCUCAUCCAGCUCUCCUACGUCGUCCUCUUCAUCCUCUGCUCCACGGGGGCGGUGCGCCGCAAGGUCGUCCUCCUGUUCGCCGCCGAGGUCGCCUUUGUCGUCGCCCUGGCCGCGUUAGUGCUCAGCCUGGCGCAUACGCACGAGCGUAGGUCCAUGGUCGUCGGCAUCGUCUCCGUCUUCUUUGGCACCGGCAUGUACGCCGCGCCGCUCUCUGUCAUGAAAAUGGUGAUCGAGACAAAGAGCGUGGAAUACAUGCCGCUGUUCCUGUCCCUGGCCUCCCUCGCGAAUAGCAUUUGCUGGACUGCCUACGCGCUCAUCCGCUUUGAUGUCUAUAUCACCAUCCCCAACGGGCUGGGCGUGUUGUUCGCGCUGGGUCAGCUGGUCCUGUACGCCAUGUUCUACAAGAACACCCAGCAGAUCAUCGAGGCACGCAAGCGCAAGGCUGACCACCAGCAGGGAACCGUGAUGGAGGUGGUCACCGACGCCACGCCCCCCAACAACAACGGCAACACCUACUGAUCAGUGAUCAAAACAGGAAGGCGACGACAAGACCAAGCAAUGCAUCUUCCCCAAGGGAUGAUGAUCCAUGCAUAUGCAUCUUAUAUGCUGCUGUCGUAGUCUUUCUAAUGCUAUUACAUUCUGCAUCCUACUAGUAUAACCAAACAUAUACAGCACAAGAAGGGCUGCGCUGCUGCGUUCACAUUUAUGAUAUAUAAUCGUCUGCUGCAGUCUUAUUGCUGGUCUUA